Rana temporaria (common frog) is the source of this 2137-nucleotide messenger RNA. It is a transcript of the gene PGS1, whose product is annotated as phosphatidylglycerophosphate synthase 1. Gene Ontology annotation, molecular function: CDP-diacylglycerol-glycerol-3-phosphate 3-phosphatidyltransferase activity. Gene Ontology annotation, biological process: cardiolipin biosynthetic process. Gene Ontology annotation, cellular component: mitochondrion. The transcript has 10 exons. Bases 98 to 1696 code for a protein of 532 amino acids. The record is from RefSeq and is a predicted model, not a curated record. NCBI's taxonomy places the organism in Eukaryota, Metazoa, Chordata, Amphibia, Anura, Ranidae.
UAUGCGCUCCUUCGGAGGUCACGUGAGUUCCCGGCUGUGGACACACCCCCUCCCCCCAGCAGGGGCGGGGCGAUAGAACGGCCAGUUUCCGGCCAAGAUGGCGGCGCCCGCGGUGCUGUGGCGAAGGAUCCGGGGUCCCGGGCUGAUGGCGCUGCUGGCCCGGCUGUGUGACCGGAACCGGGACCGAGGGGGCAGGACUCCGUUGUUUCUUCUGGCACCUCUUGUGGCUCCCUCCGUUCCACCGGUCACUACCCAACGCCCUCCGCCUCUCGGCUGCGUUUGCCCGCGAGGAGCGCACAGAUUCCAAUGGGUCGGGAGCCUGGUACCCGAAUUCGGCAUCUCCAGCUCCAGCGUGAAGAUUCUUUCCACUCCAACAGAGUUCUACCAGGUCAUGAAAGCCCAGGUGAAGACUGCUAAGAGGCGGAUAACUAUGGCAUCGCUGUACCUUGGGACCGGACCUCUGGAACAAGAGCUGGUGGACUGUAUAGAAGACGCGCUGAGCGGUACGGAGUCGGAAGACCUGCAGGUGUCUAUACUGCUGGACCACACCCGAGGAUCACGGGGUAAGAAGAAUUCCCGCAGCAUGUUGCUCCCUCUACUGCGUAAAUACCCGGACCGAGUGCGCGUGUCCCUCUUCCAUACGCCAAACUUACGUGGCCUCCUGCGAGCGCUGACACCGGAGAGGUUUAACGAGACCAUCGGCCUGCAGCACAUGAAGGUCUAUCUGUUUGAUGACAACGUCAUCCUUAGUGGAGCGAACCUCAGCGACUCGUAUUUCACCAACCGCCAAGACCGCUACUUCCUCCUGCAGGGCUGCACUCAGCUGGCCGACUUCUUUAGUGAACUGGUAGAGGCGGUCGGAGACGUGUCUCUGCAGCUACAGCCGGAUGAUACCAUGGAGGUAGAAGAAGGCAUGGAGCACCCUUAUCAAGGGAACAAGAAGAAGUAUUGUGAAGCCGCCAGAGAGCGGGUAAUGGACGUGAUAGAGACCGCCAGGCGCAAACAAUGUGAGCUACACAGCGCCAGCUUUCAGAGCGGGCAGCCUGCCCCAGAUUUGGACCCUCCGGAUACCUGGGUCUACCCGCUGGUGCAGAUGAAACCGUUUGGUAUCCAGAUAGACGAGCUGGUUACAGAAACAUUACUGACAGAGGCCGAGAGAGGAGACCGGCUGCAUCUGACCACUGGAUAUUUUAACCUGACACAGGGGUACAUGGACCUGGUAUUGGGCACCCGGGCUGACUAUAACAUUCUGCUCGCCUCCCCCCAAGUCAACGGCUUUUACGGGGCCCGGGGCAUCGCAGGGGCCAUACCAUCUGCCUACGUGCACAUAGAACAUCAGUUUUACAACGAACUCUGUAGGAAAAGACAGCACCAUCGGGUCCAGCUGCGGGAAUACUUUAGAGACCAAUGGACUUUUCAUGCUAAAGGUCUGUGGCUGUAUCCAGCAGGUAAAAGCAUGCCGUGCCUCACUCUCAUUGGCUCUCCAAAUUUCGGGUACAGGUCGGUCCACCGGGACUUGGAGACGCAGAUCGCGCUGGUGACCGAGAACCAGGACCUGCAGCGGCAGCUCCAUCAGGAGCAGCAAAGCCUGUACGAGCGAUCAAGUGAAGUGACUCCUUCUACUUUCCGGCACCCGAGCCGCUAUGUCAAGCUGUGGGUGAAACUGGUGACUCCCCUAAUAAAGAAUUUCUUCUGAAGCUCUGAUAGGACACUACUGAACAGCGGGAUGAAUAUUGGAAGGUUUCUGGAUAUCCUUGGGCUCCAGGUUGGCUCCCCGUUUACCCGACACUGAGAGAGGAGAAGGAAUCCGACGUUGCGGCUUCCAGUCUUCCUAAUCUCCCUUUUAUCCGUAGAACUACCUGCUAAGUGACACCUCUGUCAUCACGAGCGGCAAUGCAUGCAAGGCAAUAAAACAAAUCACACAAUGGCGCUGUGUUUAAAGUAAUUAGCGGUGAGCCUGGGCGGGAUGCCAUGUGGUUUGCAGGAAAAAAAAAAACCUCCGCCGCCAAUAAACAACGGGGCGGAUCGCUGCUGUCAGGAGCGCCGCGGCCCGAAGGGUCUUUUCUGUUGUCGUUUUACCCUGCGUGACGCUCCAAAGACUUUAUCUACAGCCAAUAAAAUUCUGCUUUGUAACGAA